Messenger RNA from Panthera uncia (snow leopard), 2547 nucleotides. It is a transcript of the gene CELF5, whose product is annotated as CUGBP Elav-like family member 5. Gene Ontology annotation, cellular component: cytoplasm; ribonucleoprotein complex; nucleus. Lineage: Eukaryota; Metazoa; Chordata; Mammalia; Carnivora; Felidae. The record is from RefSeq and is a predicted model, not a curated record. Gene Ontology annotation, biological process: regulation of alternative mRNA splicing, via spliceosome; mRNA splice site recognition. Gene Ontology annotation, molecular function: mRNA binding.
AUGGUGCCAGGGGCUGGCUGUGCCUUUGUGAAGUUCUCCUCCCACACCGAGGCCCAGGCGGCCAUCCACGCGCUGCACGGCAGCCAAACCAUGCCGGGUGCCUCCUCCAGCCUGGUGGUCAAGUUUGCCGACACGGACAAGGAGCGGACGCUCCGGCGCAUGCAACAGAUGGUGGGCCAGCUGGGCAUCCUGACGCCGUCCCUCACCCUGCCCUUCAGCCCCUACAGUGCCUACGCCCAGGCUCUCAUGCAGCAGCAGACAACGGUCCUGUCCACGUCGGGCAGCUACCUGAGCCCUGGCGUGGCCUUCUCACCCUGCCACAUCCAGCAGAUCGGCGCCGUCAGCCUUAACGGGCUGCCUGCCACACCCAUCGCCCCUGCCUCUGGACUACACUCGCCCCCGCUGCUUGGUUCCACUGCCGUGCCCGGGCUCGUGGCUCCCAUCACCAAUGGCUUCGCUGGCGUCGUGCCUUCCCUGGGGGGGCACCCUGCCCUAGAGACCGUGUAUGCCAAUGGCCUUGUGCCCUACCCAGCUCAGAGCCCGACCGUGGCCGAGACCCUCCAUCCUGCCUUCUCCGGCGUCCAGCAGUACACAGCCAUGUACCCCACCGCGGCCAUCACGCCCAUCGCGCACAGCGUCCCCCAGCCGCCGCCCCUCCUGCAGCAGCAGCAGCGAGAAGGUCCCGAAGGCUGUAACCUGUUUAUCUACCACCUCCCCCAGGAGUUUGGAGACACGGAGCUGACGCAGAUGUUCCUGCCCUUCGGCAAUAUCAUCUCCUCCAAGGUGUUUAUGGAUCGGGCCACCAACCAGAGCAAAUGUUUUGGCUUCGUGAGCUUUGACAACCCGGCCAGCGCGCAGACCGCCAUCCAGGCCAUGAACGGCUUUCAGAUCGGCAUGAAGAGACUCAAAGUGCAGCUGAAGCGGCCCAAAGACCCGGGACACCCCUACUGACCGCGCCCACAGCCGCCCGGAGGCUGCGGGCCUGGCCCAGAUCAUGGGACCAAACUUUUCCGACUUCCUUCCAUCCAAGAGAAGGUGACCCUGGCCCGGUCACUCAGCAGGGACAUAAGAAGGGCUGAGGAUGACCGGGCAGCCCAGUGUGUCCCCACCUCCCGCUGUCAUGUCAGACCAGGGCACGGAGAAGCACUGGGAAUCAUCAGCCAACGCGAUAUACCUCCAGGACAUUGGGCCCCUGCCACCGACGUUCUCGCAGGCCCUUGGGCUCGGCCAGCUCGAGUGUCCCUGGUCUUAGCUGCAGCUUCUGGAACCCCUACCCCCUCCCUCACCCCAGGGCCCUGCCUUCCCCGAUGUAGGCAAAGAAGAGACCCCCCCCUGGCCUCCCACCCCCACCCCCGUCAUAGCCUUACUCAUGUGACCAAUAGCCCUUAGCUUUCCGUCAGGGGCAGACAGGGUCGGGGGAGCCCCCCUGCCCCUCGCGCCCCCUCCCAAGGGCAGGCAGCCGCCCUCCCUGCCUUCGGAUCACCAGCCUGGAGUUCACGAUCUCAUGACCAAGACCGCCACGCGCGUUGGACAAACCCAACCCGCUCUGGCCCAGCACCCCUUUACCAGAGAUACCUCUACAAAUAAUUUUUUUUUUUUUGAAUUUUGGUCUUUCUGAGAAGAUACAAAGAAGAAAAGAGAAAAAAAAAAUGGGGAAAAAAAAUCAGACAACAGUGGAUUUUUGUUUCCUAGUUGGGGCGGGGAGGGAGGUCUUGUGGGGCGCCUCUGUAUAGCUACUCGAACCGCGAAAACCCAUCUUGAAGCACAGAGUCAAGUUCGUUGGACGUCCAGUGGGGCCUCUUGCCAAAUGAGGCACCAGAGAACUUCGUAAGCUCAAGAAAAAAAAAAAAAUUUGUAAAGAAAAAACAGCCUUCCCUUUUGUUUCUACCAAAAUGUGUUGACUGACCCAGAAAAAAAAAAAAAAAGAAAAAAAAAAAAACAACAAAGAAAAAAAAAAAAAAAAAAAAAAAAGGAAAAGAAAAAAAAAAUCUUAUGACCAACUUGUUUCGAUAUUCCAGAGUUUGAUAAUUGUUCCGAGACACUCUAGCGUGCCUGUGUCCUGUGCAUCUGCGUGUGCAAGCGUGUGCUCAGGGGCCACGAGGGGGCCUCGUCCGCGUCCCCGGCACCUGCCCAGCCCCGGCCAGGCCUGCUUGGGAGAGCCUGCUGGCGUGCAGUGGCGUUGUGUCCUUCUGGUCCAUGUUUACUGGCUGUAAAUACCAUUUUUAUACUCCACAUCGAAGACCUACGUGAUUUGUACGAUGUACUUUAUUUCUGCUACGAGUAAUUUCAUGAAGUUUCAACUUGCAAACCGACUUUUGGAGACAAAUCGCCACACACACACACACACACACACACACAGAAAAGGAAGACAAGAAAGGAACUUACAGGGAACUUUGGGUGGACUGGGUUUGCAUUUCUGGCUGGAGAGGUCCUUGGCACUGUGCUGUGUUUCAGGUGAGAAGCUGCAACCAUCAUCUUAAUGUCCAAACGCCUCUCUUUGGUCUGGAGAAACUGAAAGUUUAUUUAAUAAAAGUUUUACUUGCUAAA